Messenger RNA from Drosophila navojoa, 2143 nucleotides. It is a transcript of the gene nvy, whose product is annotated as CBFA2/RUNX1 partner transcriptional co-repressor nervy. NCBI's taxonomy places the organism in Eukaryota, Metazoa, Arthropoda, Insecta, Diptera, Drosophilidae. Gene Ontology annotation, cellular component: nucleus. Gene Ontology annotation, molecular function: transcription corepressor activity. The record is from RefSeq and is a predicted model, not a curated record. Gene Ontology annotation, biological process: DNA-templated transcription; negative regulation of DNA-templated transcription.
CGGCGACAAGAGCUCUACCACCACAAUUACCAACUCCUCCUCGGCCGGCGGCAGCAGCAGUAGCAGCAGCAAGGACAUGUCCAUCACCGGCAGCAACACAGUCAGCAGUCAGCAGCUCACGCCCAAGGAGUGGGACCGUGACAGGGAACGGGAACGGGAUCGUGAACGUGAAAGGGAUCGGCUCUGUCGCACGCCACCGGAGUCGCCUCCUGCGCUGGCGCGCAACCUGGCAGCGGCUCCGCGCUCUCCCCACUCACCGACUCAACAACUGCAUAACCACCAGCGACCGCAGCGCAACGCGAGCGCCUCUCCCGUGGUAAACGGCGGCACCAGCUCUGCCACGUCGCCGACGCCAGGAUCACAGCACGCAGCUUCUUUAGCCGCGGCUGCGGCCGCCGCGGCUGCAGCCGCUGCGCACGUGGAGCAGGCGCGGCUGCUGUCCAAGCUGCGGAAGUUCCUGGGUGCCCUGCUGCAGUUCUCGCAGGAGCUCGGCCAGCCGGAGGUAAGUGAGCGGGUGCGCGCCCUAGUGCUGUCCCUGGCUAGCAGCAACAUAUCACUGGAGGAGUUCCGGCUGGCCCUGCAGGAGGCCAUCAACCUGCCGCUGCGGCCGUAUGUGAUGCCGCUGCUGAAGAACAGCGUGGCCCUGAUGCAGCGCGAGAUCUUGGCCCUGGCGCGUGCCACCAACCAGUCGGCCAUGCAGUACGUGACCAGCAACGAGCAGGCUGUGAUGGAGCUAACGCCUCACGGAGUGGGCAGCGCCGAGUUCGCGGACAUAUUCGUACAGCUGGAGGCGCCGGCCCCGGUGGCGGCCAACGGCAAUGGCGGGGCGCUGUUCAAGCGCCGCUCCUCGGACUCCGUCAUGGAGCACAGCGCGCACAAUGGCCUACAGGAGUGGGCUGAGUACAUGCCCAACCCCGGCGCAGCCUACGCGCCUCCCACCAAGCGGCUGGCCAUGCAUCCGGCUGCCGCCCACUCGGUGCUCGCCUUCGACUACAGCGCUGCGACUGCCGCCGGCGAGGCGGCUGCUGCCGCGGGCUUCAUGCAGCGCGACGAGCGGGAGCUGCGCCUGGCCGAGUCGGGGCAGUGCGCUAGCAGACAUGCGCUGCCUCAGGUGGCGCGCGGGGGCAAUGCGCCAGCAGCAUCUGCUCCCGUCCCUGCCCCUGCUCCUGGCGGUGAGGAGGAGUGGAAGAACAUCCACACCAUGCUCAAUUGCAUCUCGGCCAUGGUCGAAAAAACCAAGCGGGCCAUCACCAUCCUCCAGCAGCGCGGCAUCGAGCCACAGCACGGCAGCAACAGCAGCCAGGACCUGACGCCCGCCGCCAUGGCCGAACUGCGUCGCCAGACCGAAGAGAAGGUGGCCGAGUUCAAGCGCAACGCCGAGGAUGCAGUCACCCAGGUCAAGCGGCAGGCGGUCAUCGAGAUACAGCGAGCCGUGGUCGCAGCUGAGACGCGUGCUGCCGAGAUCAUGACUCAAGAACGACUGCGCAUGGAAAAAUUCUUCAUGGAAAUGAGCCGUCACUCCAGCGGAGACCGCGAUCUGGACAAUAAGUCGCCAUCCAUAACCAGCGCGCAGAACGGCAGUAACCUGCAGCAACAAUGCUGGAACUGCGGCCGCAAAGCCACGGAGACGUGCUCCGGCUGCAACAUGGCCCGCUACUGCAGCGCCUCAUGCCAGUACAGGGACUGGGACAGCCAUCACCAGGUGUGCGGCAAUACUCGGGCUAGCGAGCUAGGCGCCAAGCAUUUGCACUCGGCCAGCGGUAACGCCAGCGCCGGCGGCAUGCGCAGCGCCAUGGCUGCCCGCUCCCCUCCCACGCCCACAGCUGCAGCAGCGGCGGCCGCAGCGGCAGCGGUGCAUCUGCAGGCGGCUGCUGCCGGCGUGCGGGAGUCGGCAGUUGCCGGAGGCACGUCUGGCGGCACUGGGUCCGUUGGCGUCGCUGGGGGCGGACCUGCAGUCGUCGCUGGCACAGCCAGUACGCUGGUGCCCAACGGACUGGGCUCCAAAUGACGCAUUCGCAUGAUGAAACCCAAGAAGAAAUACUUGUGCUAGUCAAAUUACCGAUCGGGCUCGAAUACGACGAUAUAAUUAUAAUCUACACAUACAUAUAGAUAUUUAACUAACUAACGUAAACCUUAACCAAAA